AUGUUUGGAGCAUUAUUGCUGGAGGCAUCCUGUGGCGCAGACUGGGGCAUACAGCAGGCCUGGUAUAUAAUGCAACAAACAGAGCAGUCUAUGCCUGGUUUAAUUACGGACAAGAUUUGUAACAUGCAAAGGGCUGAGAAUAUAAAAAUUGGAGACUGGUCCAUGAAAGACAACAUAAAGAAGUGGUUGGACGAAAAUGAGGAGUUUAAAGCGAAAUUACAGGUGAAGAAAGUAGGAAAUAAGUGCACGGGAAAUGCGCAGAGCACAUCAGAAAAUGAGGGCGCAUCAACAGCACUUAGUGCAGGGCACGGAAACAAAAUUAAGCAAAAAAAGAGUGCUGCGGAAAUUCUGUGGGGUAAAGUGAAGAAUGUAGUUCGGGAAGCUAGAAAAGAGGUACGACACAAAAUAAAAGACCUGAAUAACAACAUACCGAGCCAGCCUUAUGCCAACGUCACGCCCAGGAAGGACUAUACAGACAUCUCCGACUCGGAGGAAGAGAACGAAGAAGACGAAGAUGGCGAUGAUGACGAUGCAGGAGAGGAGGACGCGAAUGGACCCAAACUCGAGGAUACCGGAGGCGCCAGGUCAUUGCCGCCAUCGCAACCAGGAGCGCAACCGCAAGCACCGGCAUCUCCAGUAUUACCAGCCAGACCACCACCACCAGAACCGGCACGUUCUGCUGCAGGACAGGGGGAAUCAUCGAAGGAGUCGAAAGAAACAGGUAAGUGCUCCAAGGGGACAGAGACUUAUACAGUCAAAAACGCAGGCGCAGGUGUCCACGGAUCCACAUCAAAUACUUAUGUGUCUUUUGGAACGACAUCUGACAUUGACGGUACUUGUGGGAAGAAACCCGAAGACUCGGGACCAGCAGUAGGAUCCGAGAAACCCGGUGCAUCCGCUGGACCCAGUCCGCCGGCUCCUGAACCUGUGAACGAGGAAGUCCAAGCAACUUCUCCGGGUACUGGCCACGACACUAGCGCCCCCGGUUCCUCGGUGAACAGCAGUACGGAUGACCCCCCUCCUCUCAAUCCACCCAAACCAAAACCGCCCCCGACCCCAGAUCAAUCGGGGUCGAGCGGCGACGACACAACCACUGCAGGUGGUGUGUCUGGUGGGGAAGGAAAAGGCGGAGGUGGGGGUGGUCAAAAGGAUGGUGGCGGCCCCGGUAGCGGAAGUGCAGCAGGAGGAGGUAGUAGUGGUGGUGGUGCAGGAGGACGUACUGAGCAGGCAGGUACCCUUACCCCUGCCACCCCUUCCGUGCCGCCCGGCCUCACAUGGGAAGAUAUUAAGCCGUACACCCCUGCCAUCAUCCCAGCGGUGGUUGGUAUUGGGGUCAUUGCGUUCUUUCUCUGGAAGUAUUUUGCCUACCUCGGACAAAAACGACGACGAACAUAUCGAACCGUUCGUGACGUGCCGUCACCGCCACUCGACGAAGAAAUUCUAGACCAUCUACAACGCGGCGAACUGCCGCCACCCGAUUACGGGUACACCAUGAUUCGGGAUACGCAACCUCCGUCAACAUCCGGUAGAGGCCGCCCCCCACGCGUGCAUAAGCGCACGAUCAUGGAGCUACAUUUAGAAGUGCUCAACGAAUGUGAAGCAACCGAGUGGGAAAACGUCAAAGACGAUUUUUACGGGAUUAUUUUGGAGGAGUUUGCACAUGACUUGGAGCCGGAUGCAAACGGGCAUAGUAGUUUCCCGGAUGCUCCUACCACAAACCAGGGUUUAUCAGGGAACCAUGUUUCCUGCACCCUCGACCCACCCACUGACAUCGAACGAACGGAUGCAUGUCUACCUAACGAAGAGGACCCCGAGCCAUGGAAGUGUAUGGAAACUACAGAGUUAGAAACGAAUGCAUGUCCACCGAAUGACCCCGACCCAUGGAGUUGUAUGGAAAACAUACCGUUAGCACACGACGCGACUCUUCCUGCCGCUCCAUCCUUCUCCGACCCCGAGCACGCGACUUCGGACUGCACCCAAUGGAUUAACUGGAUUGACCGCAACAAGUACUUUUUGCGGGAGUGCACGACGCAGCCGUGGUUUUUGCAAUUAAAAGCGGAAUGGAAACAAUACCUGCGCGAGCACAUGGUGGCAAACGAGGAUAACGCAGUAUACGGGCACAUUGACAACGGUGAAGCGGCAACCCUGCAGAUGAACAAACUGCGGUUGUGGAAACAAUGGGUAGCGCAACAACAUGCACAAGUGCUUAUGUAUUGUGAGGAGGCGUGGUUUAAGCAUUUGUUAGACAAUAUCGCGGAGGACAUAGUAUCGCCAACAGGCGAAGUACCUGUAGUGGAAAAAGACUUAAAAAUGGAAAUAGUAACGGCCGCAGAAGAUAUACUAAGAGUGAGAGAUUUACCGCGGUCGCAACUGCAUCGGCAACCGCACAUGAAAAAACGGUUAACCGCUCAAACAUGGAUACUGAUCCUGGCAUUAGUCAUGGAACAGUGCGAGGUUGAAAGCCGUUUGCAAGAGAAGGAGUUAUAUGUAGAUGAACUAUUGCAGCAACUGUGA
Messenger RNA from Plasmodium fragile, 2514 nucleotides. RefSeq lists its product as uncharacterized. The transcript is spliced from 4 exons. The record is from RefSeq and is a predicted model, not a curated record. Lineage: Eukaryota; Apicomplexa; Aconoidasida; Haemosporida; Plasmodiidae. Bases 1 to 2514 code for a protein of 837 amino acids.